AUGGCUUCCUCGAGUGCUUCGUCGUCUUCAACGGCAAUGGACUCGAACCCUGAGCGGACACCGUUACUUCACGACGCCGACCGGCCGAGGCCUGCUCGCACAGUGACCUUCAACCCGAACCCCGUGUCGAGCACGUACUUCCCCGAGCCCGCGUCUUUGAGCUCGUCACCAAGCAGCGUGCUCGGCACGAUACAGCCGGUCAAUGCAUUGACUCCAGUCAGGACGACGGGCUCGAUACCGAACCCUCCAGGACCUGCCGCGCAUCAUUCCACGAUAUCAGCCAUGACCAACCGUCUACGGCGCCGCAAUUCUCACGGUGGUACCUUUACCUCACUACCUGCGCCGCUGGGUCCCAUACCAAAAUUGGGACCACAGAGAUCGAGUAAAACUGCACAAAAGCUCAAGCUCUUGCCAAAUCCCGAUCUCGGUGAAGCUGUCGCGGAUGAAGAAAGCGGCAGAGAUGUCUAUAGCCAGUAUACCAGAAUCCAAGACCCGGUUGCAAGAAGGGACGCUGCGCGUCUAGGCAAAGCAGACCGCGACCGACUGCCCAGAGUAACAGCGUACUGUACGGCCAAUAACUAUCAAAUGGAAGGCCUUCUGCGAUUCCUCAAAGGUCGUGGAAAGACCAGGGGCGCCAAUCCAAAGCUCAUCGACGAAUGCAUAUACACUCCGUACAACUACAGUACCGGAAAAGGUGCCGAACGCGCCGAGGCAGUGGAUGAGCGAAUCAGGAGGGAACGCGAAGAGCAGGAACAGAGGGAAAGACAAGCACAACAAAAUUCCGCAACGAGGCCCAUGCCGAGUUAUGAGAGGCGGCAUUCGACGGGUCAGUUGAUUGAUGUGAAUGAUGGCACUACCACCCCAGGAAUUGACGACUCCUUCAAUGGUGGUCGGGACUCACAUAGCAAUCUUUCCUACCCAUCGCAUCUCGAGGAAACACAUGAUCCGUCAGAGGGUCACCACCAGGCCGACUUCGACACAACAGUUCAUGUCCCAGAAGUUUUUCUGUUUGAAUAUGGCGUCGUGGUGAUAUGGGGAAUGUCCCUCGCACACGAGCAGAGAUUCCUGAAGGACAUUGCCAAGUUUGAGCUUGAAAAACUGGAUAUAGACGAUGUCGAGACGGAAUGCUUCAACUUCUACUACACGCAAGAGUACCAAGCACGGAUAUACAAUGAUUUUAUCACGCUUCGGGAUAAGAAUAACUACAUGAUCAAGUUGGCGAUAAGUCAUGCAUUGGCACAAAGCGUCAAGACUUCCUUGUUUGAAGAGCUCAUUGCUAGCACCAUUGACACCUGCAAAGAUAUUCCGACACAGAUUGCAUUGACUGGCAAAAUUGCACUAUCCCGUAAUCAGAUCAAUAUGCAGAUUGGCGAACUCUUCAUACUACGAAUCAACAUUCAUCUAAAUGGCUCUGUGCUCGACACGCCCGAGCUUUUCUGGGUAGAACCUGCUUUGGAACCAGUGUACCAAGCUGUACGAUCCUACUUGGAGAUGGAUCAGAGAGUUGGGCUUCUUACCGAAAGACUUGAUGUCAUUGCGGAUCUCCUGGCUGUACUCAAGGAUCAGCUAAGUCAUGGCCAUGGAGAAAAGUUGGAGUGGAUCGUCAUUGUGCUCAUUGCAGCAGAGAUUUUGGUGGCGGCAGUCAACAUUGUUGUCGAUCUGUAUGCUGGAGUGGACUAG
Messenger RNA from Pestalotiopsis fici W106-1, 1680 nucleotides. RefSeq lists its product as uncharacterized. The transcript has 3 exons. Lineage: Eukaryota; Fungi; Ascomycota; Sordariomycetes; Amphisphaeriales; Sporocadaceae. The coding region runs from base 1 to 1680 and encodes 559 amino acids. The record is from RefSeq and is a predicted model, not a curated record.